AUGCUGCUGCACACGGCUGCCAGCUUCCUGGCCCUGACCCUCACCAGCGUCCUCGCCGCCAGGUCUCGUCCUGCUCGUGAACCCUCCCGUCCUGCUCGCGACCCCCCCCGUCCUGCUCGCGACCCCAAGAGCGGUUGGGAGACCAGAUACACAGCCACGGACCCUGCGUCUGUUGCCAAGAAUGCCGCCCAAGCAAAGACGAGCAGUCCCACUAGCUAUGUCAAGGGCAGGGCGUUUGACCGCCUGGCCAUCAUCUACUUUGAGAAUCAGAACUAUGACAAGUCCUUUGGCGACCCAAACUUCAGCUGGUUCACCAAGAAGGGCAUUACCCUCUCCAACUACUUCGCCGUCACCCACCCUUCUCAGCCCAACUACAUGGCCUCCAUUGCCGGCGAUUACUUUGGCAUGGAGAAUGACUCUUUUGAGCGCGCGCCUCUCAACAUCGCGACCGUGAUGAACUUGCUCGACUACAGGGGUAUCUCUUGGGGUCUUUACCAGGAGGACAUGCCUUACUCUGGCUUUGAGGGUGUGGCAUACAAGAACCAGAAGAACGGCGCCAACGACUACGUUCGCAAGCACAACCCCGCCGUCAUGCACGAUAGCAUCACCCACUACGAGCAGAAGCUGUCCCAGAUCAAGAAUCUGUCCAUGAUCCAUCCGUCCCGCUCCAUGUUCCACCGGGAUCUCCGAGACAACAGGUUGCCUCAGUGGAUGUUCAUCACCCCCAACAUGACCUCGGACGGCCACGACACCUCCGUCACCACUGCCGGUGUUUGGUGCCGCAAGUUCCUCGAGCCCCUUCUUACCAACAGGAAGUUUAUGCAAAACACCCUGGUGCUCAUCACCUGGGACGAGAACGAAAAGUACGCCGCUCGCAACAGAGUCUUGGGCAUCCUCCUCGGUGAUGCUGUGCCGGCGCAUCUCGUCGGCACCGAGGACAGCAACUUUUACAACCACUACUCCCAGAUUGCCACCGUGUCUGCCAACUGGGACCUUCCCACGCUGGGUCGCUGGGACGUCGGGGCCAACGUGUUCAAACUGGUCGCUGACAGGACAGGUGACGUGAUUCGCAGGUGGACCUCGCCGCAACAACUCCAGGGCAUGUACUGGAACUGGUCGUACGCUGGUGCCUUGAACGAACAGGGCGGCAAGCAUGCCUGGCCAAAGCCCAAUCUCAACCUUGACCGGGGUUUCAACCGCCGCCCUAUUCUGCAGGCUGUCAAGGAAGCCUUUUGGUACAGCAAAGCUCCUACUUACUACAAGGACACCGUCGAAGUACCCGAUGGUCUUCACCCUCCCAGGGGCUUUGAGCCUCCCGAAGAGGAUUGA
Molecule: messenger RNA, 1329 nt
Organism: Ustilaginoidea virens
Lineage: Eukaryota; Fungi; Ascomycota; Sordariomycetes; Hypocreales; Clavicipitaceae
Exons: 2
Coding region: 1-1329 (442 amino acids)
Biological process (GO): phospholipid catabolic process
Molecular function (GO): hydrolase activity, acting on ester bonds
Source: RefSeq, a predicted model, not a curated record